AUGGCCCAGGUCCUGCACGUGCCGGCCCCCUUCCCAGGGACUCCUGGCCCAGCCUCCCCACCCACCUUCCCUGCCAAAGACCCCGACCCACCCUACUCCGUGGAGACGCCCUAUGGCUACCGCCUCGACCUGGACUUCCUCAAGUACGUGGACGACAUCGAGAAGGGGCACACUCUGCGGCGGGUGGCUGUGCAGCGCCGCCCCCGCCUCGGCUCUCUGCCUCGCGGCCCUGGAUCCUGGUGGACGUCCACCGAGUCCCUCUGCUCCAAUGCCAGUGGGGACAGCCGCCACUCGGCCUACUCCUACUGCGGCCGCGGCUUCUACCCGCAGUAUGGUGCUCUGGACUCCCGCACUGGCAUCAAUCCGCGUGUUGAGCGUACCCUGCUGGAUGCCCGCCGCCGCCUUGAGGACCAAGCGGCCGCACCCCCUGGCCUGGGCUCCCUGACGCCCAGUGCGGCUGGCUCAACCAGCUCAUUGGUGGGCGUGGGGCUGCCACCCCCAACACCACGGGGAUCAGGACUGUCCACGCCGGUGCCGCCCAGCGCGGGACACCUGGCGCAUGUGCGGGAGCAGAUGGCAGGUGCCCUGCGGAAGCUGCGGCAGCUGGAGGAGCAGGUGAAGCUGAUCCCUGUGCUCCAGGUGAAGCUGUCGGUGCUACAGGAGGAGAAGCGGCAGCUCACGGUGCAGCUCAAGAGCCAGAAAUUUCUGGGCCACCCUACAGGGGCCCGAGGCCGCAGCGAGCUCUGCCUAGACCUCCCUGAGCCCCCCGAGGACACGGCAGCACUCGAGACCCGGAGUGUGGGCACCUGGGUUCGAGAGCGGGACUUGGGCAUGCCCGAUGGGGAGGCGGCUCUCGCCGCCAAGGUUGCUGUGCUGGAGACACAGCUCAAAAAAGCACUACAGGAGCUGCAGGCAGCUCAGGUCCGGCCACCGCCAGACAGCCCAGUCCGCGCAGACACCGUCCGGGUGGUGGAGGGGCCGCGGGAGGUGGAGGUGGCGGCCAGCACAGCCGCUGGAGCCCCUGCGCAGCGGGCCCACAGUCUGGAGCCCUAUGGGACAGGGCUGCGGGCCCUGGCUACAUCCGGCAGGGCCGAGAGCCCCCCUGUGUUCCGCAGCCACGAGGUGGUGGAGACAGCCUUCCUAGCACCAACUGCGUCCACCAGCAACGUCCACAUGGUGAAGAAGAUCAGCAUCACGGAGCGCGGCUGUGAUGGGGCAGCAGGUCUCAGACAGGGUCCUGCAGAGUCGCCCUUAUCACCCCCUGAGUCCACAGUGGCCUCCCUGGCACAGCUAGGGAAGAAUGUAGGCGAGGUGCCCGCCCAUGAUGCCAGCGACAGGGAGCCUACCAGGCGAACAGCCCCAAGUGAAUCGGAGGAGGCUGGGGGUACAGGUGUGCCCCAGGCAGGCGUGCAGUCCAUCAUGAAGCGGAAAGAGGAGCUGACUGACCCGGCAGCCCACCGGAGGAGCCUCCAGUUCGUGGGGGUCAAUGGCGGGUAUGAGUCCUCGUCUGAGGAUUCCAGCACAACGGAGAACUUCUCAGACAACGAGAGCAUGAAGAGUGAGACUCCAGAGCCAGAGGAGAGGGUUCCCAGUGUGGCCAAAGCCCCCCAGCUCAGGCCCACGGAGACGGCAGUGGCCAAGACCAGCCAUCAGGAAUGCCGUCUGUCUCAGGAAUCCCAGCACGUGCCCACGGCUGAGGGGGCAUCAGGGUCAAAUGUAGAAGAGGAGAUCCGAAUGGAGCUAAGCCCAGACCUCAUCUCUGCCUGUCUGGCCCUGGAAAAGUACCUGGACAACCCCAAUGCCCUCACGGAGCGGGAGCUGAAAGUGGCCUACACCACGGUGCUGCAGGAAUGGCUACGCCUGGCUUGCCGCAGCGACGCACAGCCUGAGCUUGUGCGGCGCCACCUGGUCACGUUCCGGGCCAUGUCAGCGCGGCUGCUAGACUACGUGGUCAACAUCGCUGACAGCAAUGGCAACACUGCACUGCACUACUCUGUGUCUCACGCCAACUUCCCCGUGGUGCGGCAGCUGCUUGACAGUGGUGUCUGCCAGGUAGACAAGCAGAACCGUGCCGGCUACAGCCCCAUCAUGCUCACCGCCCUGGCUACUCUGAAGACCCAGGAUGACAUAGAGACAGUCCUGCAGCUCUUCCGGCUUGGAGACGUCAAUGCCAAAGCCAGCCAGGCGGGGCAGACAGCCCUGAUGCUGGCAGUCAGCCACGGGCGAGUGGACGUGGUCAAAGCCCUGCUGGCCUGCAAGGCGGAUGUCAAUGUGCAGGACGACGAUGGCUCCACGGCCCUGAUGUGCGCCUGUGAGCACGGCCACAAGGAGAUCACCAGGCUGCUGCUGGCAGAGCCUAGCUGCGACAUCGUGCUCACUGACCGCGACGGGAGCACAGCUUUGAUGGUGGCCUUGGAUGCAGGGCAGAGUGAGAUCGCGUCCAUGCUGUACUCCCGCAUGAACAUCAAGUGCUCGUUUGCCCCGAUGUCGGAUGACGAGAGUCCUGCAUCUUCCUCUGCAGAAGCGUAG
Trichechus manatus latirostris (Florida manatee) is the source of this 2529-nucleotide messenger RNA. It is a transcript of the gene KANK2, whose product is annotated as KN motif and ankyrin repeat domains 2. Gene Ontology annotation, cellular component: cytoplasm. The record is from RefSeq and is a predicted model, not a curated record. Bases 1 to 2529 code for a protein of 842 amino acids. The transcript is spliced from 11 exons. Gene Ontology annotation, biological process: negative regulation of transcription by RNA polymerase II; negative regulation of intracellular estrogen receptor signaling pathway; negative regulation of actin filament polymerization. Gene Ontology annotation, molecular function: protein binding. Lineage: Eukaryota; Metazoa; Chordata; Mammalia; Sirenia; Trichechidae.